Bombina bombina (fire-bellied toad) is the source of this 3666-nucleotide messenger RNA. It is a transcript of the gene PARP2, whose product is annotated as poly(ADP-ribose) polymerase 2. The record is from RefSeq and is a predicted model, not a curated record. NCBI's taxonomy places the organism in Eukaryota, Metazoa, Chordata, Amphibia, Anura, Bombinatoridae. Gene Ontology annotation, molecular function: NAD+ poly-ADP-ribosyltransferase activity; zinc ion binding. Bases 80 to 2314 code for a protein of 744 amino acids. The transcript is spliced from 19 exons.
AAUGAGCUGCAGAGGCCGGGUUUAGCGACAACCGGGAAACAAGAGGCAACUGCUGUGUGACUACCAGGACGUGGGUAGGAUGUCUGGGCGCACGUUACGUGAACGGAAGCCCCGGGCGAUUUCCCAGAAACGCAAGGCUGAGACUGACCCUGAAACUGAGAUUGCUGUGAAAAGUGAGUCUGUAUUGGAGAAUGGAGAUGUGUGUCCAGAAAUUGAAGGAGAAGAAAAACUUGAGUCAAAUACAGAGCUGGAGACACGCUGGGAAUGGCAAGGAGACGGUGACACUUGGACAGCUUUUUCACCAAAUCUCAAUUCUCAGAUCAACUCAGCAUUCAGCUCUGACAAGGGCUCUGUGACAGUGUCUCCUGCUGCAGGUAUUUCCCUGCAAGUAGACUUGCGGAAGAUGUUUCAGAAGAACAAACAGAGUGGCUACAAAAGACCUAUCCGUCUGGCAGUAAAAGAAAAGGACCAAUUUUUUGUAUGGCAAUGGGAAUCUGAUGAGGGUUCUUGGAUUUCCUAUGAUGCAAGCAUAAGUAUCUCUCUGGAAAGUUCUCUCCAUUCCGAUGUUAAACUUGUGUCAAUAAGUCUGGGAGGCCGCCAGUAUGUUGUGGAUUUAGGAAGUAUGGUGCAACGGAACAGUCAGACCCAAUAUGACAGACCAAUAAAGCGCUGCAUAUCUACUGCAGACACUGGGACUACGACUACCCAGCAGAACAGCAGCGUCAGCAAACCCUCAAGCUCAAAGAAACCAAGGAAAAAGGAAAGCACAGAAACUGGGGGUAGUGAAGCAGAGGAAAGCAAAGAGCAGGUUAGGACCUUGCUAUUAAAGGGUAAAGCGCCAGUGGAUCCAGAAUGCAAAGCCAAACUUGGAAAGGCUCACGUGUAUUGUGAGGGAGAUGAUGUCUAUGAUGUGAUGUUAAACCAGACCAACCUGCAGUUUAAUAACAAUAAGUACUAUCUGAUCCAGCUGCUGGAAGAUGAUCAUAUGAGAAGUUUCUCUGUUUGGAUGCGAUGGGGGAGAGUUGGUAAGGUCGGACAGAACUCUCUGGUAUCCUGCGGAGGGGACCUUCUAAAAGCAAAAGAUGUAUUCGAGAAAAAGUUUUUUGAUAAAACAAAGAACGUGUGGUCCGAGAGAAGUGAUUUUGAAAAGGUUCCUGGCAAAUACGACAUGCUGCAUUUGGAUUAUAAUUCAACCACACAGGAGGAAGAGGAAAUCAAAAAGGAAGAAAAACCAUCUGACCUGCCAAAACCAGAAUCACAACUAGAUGUCUGUGUCCAGGAGCUGAUUAAACUGAUCUGUAACCUACAAAACAUGGAGGAAACCAUGCUUGAAAUGAAAUAUGACACAAAGAAAGCACCUUUGGGAAAGCUCACUGUGGAACAAAUCCGUGCUGGGUACUGCUCUCUACAGCGUAUAGAAAACUGCAUCAAAAAGCAGAAAUUGGGCAAGGACCUUAUUGAAGCAUGUAAUGAAUUUUAUACUCGGGUUCCUCAUGAUUUUGGGCUCAGGACGCCCCCACUUAUCAGAACAGCAGAUGAGCUGGCCUUAAAAAUACAACUCCUUGAGGCUUUGGGUGACAUUCAGAUUGCAGUAAAACUGGCAAGUCAGGAGCUUAACUCUAUGGAACAUCCUGUAGACAGACAGUAUCGUCAGCUUCACUGUUCCUUACAACCACUGGAAAAAACAUCUGCUGACUUCCAGCUUAUUGAGCGCUACCUGCAGAGCACUCACGCUUCCACACACAAUGAUUACACCAUGACUCUGUUGCACGUAUUCCAAAUGCAGAGGGAAGGAGAAGAGAGCAAGUUUAGAACCGAUCUAUCCAACAGGAUGUUGCUGUGGCAUGGAAGCCGUCUGUCUAACUGGGUUGGAAUUCUCAGUCAGGGGUUGCGUGUAGCUCCUCAGGAAGCUCCAGUCACAGGUUAUAUGUUUGGAAAAGGUAUAUAUUUUGCUGAUGUGUCUUCAAAAAGUGCAAAUUAUUGUUUCUCAUCACGUGAAAAGAAUGUGGGACUACUACUGCUAUCAGAGGUUGCCCUUGGUGAGUGUAAUGAGCUACUUAAUGCUGAUUAUGAUGCCCAAAUAAAACUGAAGGGAAAACAUAGUACCAAAGGGCUGGGGAGAAGCAUACCGGACCUUAAGAAUUGCAUUGUGCAUGAUGGGGCAUUGGUUCCUUUGGGUCCUCUGAUGGAGACUGGAGUAAAGAAUGAUGCUGGCUACACUCUAAAUUACAAUGAGUAUAUUGUGUACGACUCCAGUCAGGUCCGAAUGAAGUACCUACUCCAAGUACAGUUCAACUACUCCUCUCUUUGGUAAUGAAUAACUAAGACUUUGCUGCUGGACGUUAUUAUUGUGAUAAAAACUGUCAGCCGAUAUGUGCAAUAUUUUGUUGCUAACAAACUGCUGACACCUUAAAGGGACAUAAAACACUUUUUAAACAACUUUCCAGCUUACUUCUGUUAUCUAAUUUGUUUUGUUCUCUUGAUAUUCUUUGCUGAAAAUGAUACCUAUGUAAGGAGCUGCUGAUUGGUUGCUGCACAUAUAAGCCUUUUGAAAUUGGCUGACCAACGUGUUCAGCUAGCUCCCAGUAGUGCAUUUCUGCUUAUUCGGCAAAGGAUACCAAGAGAAUGAAGUAAAUCAGAAAGUUGAUUACAAUUGUUUGCUCUGUCUGAAUCAGGAAAUCAUUUUUGGGGGUUUCAAGUCCUUUUUAAAUAUGUCUGUUUCCAAGAAAAUAUAGAAAGGAUCUAAUGUUCCUGAGUUGGAUUUUUUGUUAGAACUGCAUUUCAAUAUAUUAUUUUAGCCAAAUGCUGUAAUAUUUCAGUUAUUUCAGUCAAUGAACUCUUAGCCUAGUGGAAAUUAUUCCAUUAGUUUAGAAUUAUUAUUAUUGUAUGCAAACUUUAAUAAUUGUUUUAAAAAUGUUAAUAUCCUGCUGUCUGCUCUGCUUUAUCUUACGUCUAAUUUUAUUCCAAAGGGAUUCUGAAACCAAUUAAAACACUUGUAGAGUUGACAUUUCUUGUACAGUUAAUUGAGCAUAUUGUUAUGCAUGUGUAUUAAAUUAUUUAGGAAGCCUAACAUCUCAGCCACAAAUUUGUGUACUUAAAUAAUACUCAGCUGUUGAUGUGUAAAUACAAUCAUUUGACCUGUAAAUACACUGAUCCUUUUGAGAAUUACUUUAGCCACAUAAAUAGCUUUUUGUCUUUCUAUUUCUGGUUUCUUUUCCAUUGUGUGCCAGCAAUAAAGAAGAAUGUAAAUGCAGAAUAAACAUAUAAUAUCUAACAUUGCCUUGUUUGUUCAUCAACAGAAUUGUACUAUUUUGUUUACUUGCCUAUAAUGUUUUGCUAUACUAUACUAAACUAUUGUAUACUAACUGACAUUACAGAGGUUUUGAGAUGUUACUUAAAGGAUUAUGAAAGUCACAAUGAAACGUUUAUGGUUUAGAUAUAGCAUACAGUUUAACGUUCCAAUUUACUAAUAUCACACUUUUGGUAAUGUAUGAAUACAUGUUUUUGAGCUGUUGACUACUCAGUAUGAAGCAACUAGACACAAUAUCAUUUAAUUCAUAUAGCUAUUUUAUCAAUAGUUAUUUCUUUAUGUAUUGUAUAUGGAUCUUAGAAGAUAUGCAGAUGCUUAUAUGGCAAGUGUUCAGAAUAAAAAACCUUUUAAGAAUA